This is a messenger RNA of Hevea brasiliensis (rubber tree), 1408 nucleotides long. RefSeq lists its product as uncharacterized. The record is from RefSeq and is a predicted model, not a curated record. The coding region runs from base 767 to 1408 and encodes 213 amino acids. The transcript has 8 exons. NCBI's taxonomy places the organism in Eukaryota, Viridiplantae, Streptophyta, Magnoliopsida, Malpighiales, Euphorbiaceae.
AAGAGAGAAAGUCCAUUGAUUUUUGCAAAUACCCCUUGUUUAUUCCUACUGAUCUUGAUUUGGAAGCCUACAUUGCUCAUAGGGUUUAUUAAUUUGGAAUGCUCUCCUGAAUCAAUAAUCUUACAAGUAAAUGACGCUAGAAAUGGUGUCACAAAAAAAGAAAGGACCUAGGACAAAUAUAGUGAAGAGUUCAUUUAUACCACCGGGUGCAUUAAGAAGGGCAAGGGGACAUGGACAUCAAUCAAGAUCAUUUUUACCUAUGACAUCCACACAAAGUCAAACUGCAUCAAUUGCACGUUGUUCGUUAGAGCCACAUAAUGACAUCUCUCUUUUUCAAGAUGUUGAUCAUAGGGAAGAAGAUGGUGGAGUACAAGAACAAAUACCUGAACAAGUGCAUGAAGAAUGUAAUACAACAAGGCAACAUCAAAGUAAUAAUAAUCCAGCUUAGGAAGAAACACAAGAAGGUAUUUCCACUAUACAAAAGAAGAGAAAAACAAGAGGAAUGAACAAGGGUAAAAAGAUUGCAGCACUUAAGGAUGGAGAGAAACUGGAUGUAGUUUUUUAUAAUAAUCGAGUUGUUGGAGAAAAUCAUGCAGAAUGGUCAAGACAUUUGGGCAAAAUAGUGCGUGACCCAAACAUUUGUCCAAUAAGAGUGCACUCAUGGAAGCAAAUUGGAGAAGAUGCAAAAGAUCAUAUGUGGGAUUCAGUCAAGGAGAAAUUUAAAAAUGUUGACAUUGAGCUAUAUCGAGGAAAGACUUUAUAGCAUAUGAAUCAUUUGUGGAAUAAUUGGAGAGGGGAUUUGAAAUGCCACAAUAUAAAGCCUUGUGGUUCUUUUCCAGAGUUGUUGAAAAAUGUUCCUCAAGGGAUGCAUCAAGAAGAUUGGGAGUGGUUAGUUAAGAACCAUUUUUGCACCAAAAAAUUUAAGGAAACAAGUGUUCGAAGCUCUGAAAAUAGGAAAAAUUUAACUAUGCUUCAUCGUACUGGUAGCAAACCUUACAAACAAAUUAUCUAUGAUUUGGGAGGCAAGGAUGGCAAUCCACCAGACAUUGGAACUAUAUUCUUUGAAACUCAUAAGAAGGGUGCAAAUUUGGUUGACUUUAAUGUUCAAGAGAAAUAUGAUCAAAUACGUGAUGUCAUCCAAUCCAACCCUUCUUUGUCUCAUAUGGAGGUUGUAGAACAAUGUUUUGAAACACGACAUCGUGAUCAAGUUAUUGGUUAUGGGGGUGGAAUAAAGGCAAAAGAAGUUAAGAAAUCUCAUUCCAACGUUGGCCUUCAAGAGGAGAAUCGAUUGCUUAAGGAUCGUUUGUCUGAAGUAGAAACUAGGAUGAAAUACCUGGAGGACUUAUUAUUGAGCCAAUACUCUAAUGCUCCAACUAGAACUUCUCUAUCUACAGAUCAAUCCACAUGA